GUCUGCCUCCCUCGCCCUCUUGCACCCAUCCUGAACCUGGGUCGAUCACUGAAUGGGACGCGGUACUAUACGUCGAUCUGCAGGCUCCCCAUUGGCCAUCACGAUGGUUGAAACGCUCCGGCAUCGCAUUUUCACGAGCCUGGCAUUUAUUAUCCGAAAUGCAUGUCACCAGGCGUCGAUGAGCGGAAAUCAUGGAGUUUGGGCUCCCGGUCAUUCAUUCGCUUGCAUCCGUUGCACCCAUGGACGAUAUUGC
Molecule: messenger RNA, 253 nt
Organism: Mycena citricolor
Lineage: Eukaryota; Fungi; Basidiomycota; Agaricomycetes; Agaricales; Mycenaceae
Source: the annotation of a GenBank genome assembly